AUGACUUCCAGCAAGGACUACGUUUUCAAGCAGGUUGGCAAUACGUUGAUUGAGGCAACGGCUUACUGGAAGCCAACAAAGAGUAAGGAGCCAAAGGGGCUUGCUCUGGCUCUUCAUGGAGGAGGUUUCGUGAUAGGAUCCAGACAUGCGUUGCCAGAGGUUGAAGUUGGGUAUCUUGCCGACGCAAACUUUGUUGUCGUAUCAGCUUCCUAUCGACUUUGCCCACAAGUUCCCUUACACGACGUAAUUGAAGACGCUAUCGACGUUUUCUCUUGGUGCAAGACGGAGCUUCCGCAAAAGUUCGAAGCGGACACUGGCUUUAGGAUUGACGCACGAAAGGCGGUGGUUUUCGGGCAAUCUGCUGGAGCACUCUUAGCUUUACACUUGGGUGCUCUGGCGGAACCUCCCCGGGCGAUUCUUGACUUUUAUGGCGUCAAGUACGUCAGUGAUGAAUUCUGGCACAAGCCUUUGCCUGCCUUAGCUGCCAUUCCGACACUGCCACAGGCUUUAACCGACAAAAUCUUUGAAGAACCGGUCAUGACGACCACUGUCACAUCCCUAGAAAAGGCAGCUGCGUCUCAAGACGGGGAGAGAAAAAGGGGCAUGCCAGCACCCGAUCUAUCGGUUCCUAGAAACGCCUGGCUAUUCGCAGCAUUGAAGAACGGGACACAGAUGAAGUCCAUCGUCAAAGACGAUGACUUCGACCGCGUCGACCCUGUUAAAGUGUUUCACCCAAAAUUCCCCCCAACCUUUUUUGUGCAUGGGGAUAAUGAUGGCUUGAUUCCCAAUGCCUUCAGCGAAAGGGCUUGUAGGGAGCUGACCGAGCUUGGAGUGAAGGCGCGUAUCUCUUUGAUUCCAGGCCAAUCCCAUGGUUUCGAUGCCGGCUUAGGAGUGGAUGACCCGGAAUGGCCGCAGGUACGCGAUGCGCUGGACUUUCUCAUCUUCUACGGAAACAAAGCCAUCUGA
Molecule: messenger RNA, 966 nt
Organism: Colletotrichum lupini
Lineage: Eukaryota; Fungi; Ascomycota; Sordariomycetes; Glomerellales; Glomerellaceae
Exons: 3
Coding region: 1-966 (321 amino acids)
Molecular function (GO): hydrolase activity
Source: RefSeq, a predicted model, not a curated record